AUGUCGCAGUCAAUAGGCAACACCGCUCUCGCCUAUGCCCGGGCUUGGCACCAUGUUGACGCUUCCGAACGCGUUCUCGGAAAGCUUGCGGAACGGAUAGCUAUUGUUCUUAUGGGCAAGCAUAAACCAAUAUAUGACAAAAGCUGCACCUCAAAGGUUUUUACAGUGGAUUGUGGUGACUAUGUUGUCGUGACGAACGUGAAGGACAUCCAAGUCACGGGUCGGAAGGACGAAGAAAUCGUUUACCGAAGACAUACACGGUUUCCUGGUGGGCUGAAAGAGAGGCCGUAUAAGGAGGUGAUGGAGACGAAACCGUCUGACGUUCUCUACCACGCUGUCUCUGGCAUGUUGCCCAAGAACAGGUUGAAGGACCGCAGACUUGCCCGGUUGAAGGUCUUCGGAGGAUCAAACCCUGGCAUUUACAAGGCCAACAUCAUGAAGCGCUGGGAAGACGGCACCUUGACCGAAGAUUAUAUAAAGAGGCUCGAUCCUAAGAACAGACCCCAGCAACCCGAGCAGCCUCAGCAGUAG
Messenger RNA from Coniophora puteana RWD-64-598 SS2, 531 nucleotides. Its product is annotated as 60S ribosomal protein L23. Lineage: Eukaryota; Fungi; Basidiomycota; Agaricomycetes; Boletales; Coniophoraceae. Gene Ontology annotation, cellular component: mitochondrial large ribosomal subunit; ribosome. Bases 1 to 531 code for a protein of 176 amino acids. Gene Ontology annotation, biological process: translation; negative regulation of translation. The record is from RefSeq and is a predicted model, not a curated record. Gene Ontology annotation, molecular function: structural constituent of ribosome; mRNA binding. The transcript is spliced from 4 exons.